AUGGCCCUUGCUGCUGGAAUGUAUGGCACUCGAACCCCGGUCAGCGCCCGUUGCUUCAGCAAUACGCAGGAGGUCCUUGCUCGCUUGUCUGGUAUGGAUACCUGUGCACUGUGCGAUGCGAGCGGGAAGAAGGCGAGGGUCGUCAGAGGCAUCAGGCCCUUAAAAACCGGAUAUCACAUGGUGGGGCGAGCACGAACGGUUGCUAUCGAUGGGGACUUCUUGGAAGUUCUCGCCGCUGUGCACGAUGCAUCUGCUGGGGAAGUCAUCAUGAUCGAUACGUGCGGGGGUGGUGAAGCGGAUGCUUCGUGGCCGAGAGCGGGAGGAAUGUUUGGCGAGCUUAUCGCAAACGAGGCCGCCCGAAAAGGCGUCAGUGGCAUGGUCAUCGACGGCAACUGUCGUGAUACGCCCUUGUUGCUGCAGAUGGCCCUGCCUGUGUAUUGUCGUGGGCAUCAUCCCAACGCCGGGACUGCCAACAAGAGGGGCCAUACCCAAGUCGAAAUACAGAUAGGUGGAGUAGCUGUAAAGCCUGGAGACUAUGUCCUUGGCGAUGAUGAUGGGAUUGUCGUGUGCUCUGAGAGUGAGCUUGAGGCAUGGCUUUCCAAAGCCGAGGCCAUCCAAGCAAUCGAAGGCAAAAUGCUUUCUCACAUUGAAGCCGGGAGAAGCCUCUUCGACAAGCUUCCAAACUUCCAAGAACACCUUGAGGCAGUCCGCAACGGCACGAAGUCAUCACUCAAGUUCGCCGAAUGA
This is a messenger RNA of Symbiodinium necroappetens, 747 nucleotides long. The record is from the annotation of a GenBank genome assembly. NCBI's taxonomy places the organism in Eukaryota, Dinophyceae, Suessiales, Symbiodiniaceae.